ACUCGCUGUGUGCGCGUGUGUGCGUGUGUAUUCGUAUGCGCGCGUGUGGAUCUGGUCGGGCCGCGGGAUUUAAUUGUGUGGGUGAUUCUAUGGAGUAUCUGCAGUUGAUGGAUUUAUGGCGUCGAGAAUCACGUUGCUGUGUUGUCUGCUAACGGUAGCGUCGUCGAGUUCCUGCGACAAAGAGGGCCAGUGCAUCCAGAGGGGCAUCAACUUCACUCGCCUGUCUGGUGCAAAACUGGUAGCGGUGAAGGGUGAGCCCCUCCUGCUGGACUGCUCUGUGUCGGUGCUGCCGGAGCUGGCUCCGUACAACAUCACCUGGAAUCACAAUGGAAGGCCGUUGGACUGGAGCACCACAGAGCACAUGGUUCUGUCGAAUGGCUCCCUUUUCAUCGACCAGUUUGCCUACCAGAAGAAGAAGAAUGGCCGCAGGGACGAUGGCACAUACACUUGCAUGGUGCAUACAAAGGCUGGCACCAUGUUCAGUCGCCCAGUUCAAGUGGAACUAGCACGAAUGCCCAAAGGCUUCACCGAGGAGCCACAACCAUUGAGUGUUUCUGCUGGGAGUAUCGCAAGGUUCGCGUGCCACACCAUGGCUGUGCCAGCUGCGCUCUACAAUUGGCAGCGCAACUUGGAGGAUGUGCCACCUGACGAACGAUUCACGCAACUUUCUUCAGGGGCCCUGCAGAUUGUUAACGUUACCGCUGCCGAUGCUGGGAACUAUCGCUGCAUUGCCAGAAAUGCUGCAAAGACUCAGUACAGCGCAGAGGCUUCAUUGACAGUGUUACAGUCAGCUCGUCAUGGAGGAGCCCCUGAUCAGCCACCAGAGUUCCUAAACCCAUCUUCUCAGGAGCUGACACUUGUAACGGGAGACACAGUCGAGCUUGAAUGCUUUGCUAGGUCAUCACAGCACACUUUUGUCACAUGGAUCCGGCAAGGGGGAGCACUUUUGCCUGAAGGCCGCAGCACUUAUUUCGGUCGAGGUAAUCUGCGGAUUACCAACCUGACUCAAAGCGACGCUGGCACCUACAAAUGCCUUAUCAGCACAUCACUAACUACAGCUACCGAGACACUUUCAUUAGCAUCUCAGUCACACACACUGAUCAUUUACGCGCCCCCAACCUUUGCAUCAGACAUGAUAAGUCGAGUUCGCCCCGCUGCUCGCACAGUUCGAUUCGAUUGCGAUGCCCAGGGAUUUCCUGCACCUGAAGUACGCUGGUUCAAAGAUGGCCAGCCCCUAGUCAUCAAUGGUCGCAUUAAGGUGAUGCGGUCAGAGGACAUCAAGUACCUGCGGAAGGUACGACGCCACUUGGUUGAAGAGAGUGGCAGCGGCCCACAGCACCAGCGGCGCCCCGCAAGCAACGUGCUUGUCAUCUCUCACCCAGUCAAGCGGGAUGCAGGCUUCUACCAGUGUCUGGCAACCAACGUAGCUGGCCUGAAUACCCUUGCUGCUCGACUGGUGUUGAAUGCCUCAGGGGACCAGCCCAGUCCUCCAACUGGUCUGAAGGCUGUAACAAAUUCAAGCACAGCCAUUCUGCUUUCCUGGAAUCCCUCUGCCAUAUCACCGGGACAGAUAAUCCAGGCCUACUCAAUCCACUACCUCCCCACAGCAGGUGGCAAUGAGCUUCAGAAGGUCUCUGUAAACACAGCACUCCUCAUUGAAAAGCUGAUGCCUUUCACCAACUACACCUUCUAUGUACGAGCCUACAGCGGAAAAAGUGCCAGUGAGCAGUCGGAGAAAGUCACCCAAAUCACCGGAGAAGACGUGCCACUUGGUGCCCCAUCUGUGACUGUAACCAGCCUUACGCCAACAACCAUGCACAUCUCAUGGAGCGAGCUCUCGCCAACAGUGGCCAGAGGCAAUAUUGCACUCUACCGCAUCCACUACCGCCUGCAUGGGCAGAAUUACAACAAUGUUUUGGUCGUCAAGGGAACCGUCCGCGAAUACACCAUCACUGGUCUGGAACCGACCAAGGAAUACGAUGUUAGAGUUAUGGCUGGAACAGCCGAGGGCUUUCCAGCUCUUUCAGAUGAAGCUUGGCCCUGGGUCACAUACCGCAUGCCUCACAAGUCCUCCUCAACCAUGCCAUUGCCUCCAGUUCUGUACCUGAUUGUCAUCAACGCCACUACCGUGGAGGCCCGGUGGUCUGUGUCCCCGGAGGAAAAGAACCCAGUGUUGGGCUUCAAGCUACGCUUUCGAGAACAAGGCAGCCACUUUCCAGACCCCAUUGUCCUGCCCAACACAACCUACUCCUAUGUAGUCUACAACUUGAAACCUCAGACCUGGUACGAGGUGCACGUGUCUUGCUUCGGCCAUCUUGUGGAUGGCCAAGAAACUGUGCAGACAAUCCUGACCCAUCCUGAAAACCUCACAGUAGAGGGUGAUGUCGACCCACCUGGUGGCUUGGAAGCAGAGCCAACAUCACCACGUUCUAUUCACCUGUCCUGGAAGCCGCCUAACUCCAUUCACAACAUCACCUACUACACCGUUCGCUACAGUGCCGUUCAUCCCAAAAACCACAUGAACUCUUCUGUGGUGCAUUAUGUUCGAAGCACGACACCGGAGGUGGUUGUGAAGGACCUGCUGCCAUACACGCUGUAUGGCUUUGCUGUAAGAUCCCACGAGUCUGACAACCGUCCUGGCCACUUCAGUCAGCUCAUUGAAUGCAGGACAAGCGAAGACAAACCUACUGUGCCCCGGGACAUCACUUGGGCGCCUGUUGACCUUGGCUCCAUCCGACUAAACUGGCUGGCUCCCGAGUUCCCCAAUGGUGUGAUUCAGGCCUACCACAUCUUCUACAAUGCCAGUGUAGUUGACAUAACACAGGUUGACAAGUGGAAAACGAAGAAAGAACCAGGAACGCACCUAACAUCUAUAGUGAAUGGAUUGUCCAUCAACAAGGUGUACUCGUUGCGCAUGCGAGCCGAGACCGCAGCUGGCCUUGGUCCCCUGACUCAAGUCAUCAAGUUUGUCAUCAGUGUGCCAUCACGCAGUACCAUCUCUCCUCACCUUCAAGCUGCAGGCCAGGAAGCGAAUGACCCGUCUCUAGGAAUCUUGCUGGGCGUACUGGCUGGUCUGUUGUGCAUGGCUGCAUGUGCGGUCAUCAUUCUCUACAAGAACAGCAAAUGUGGCUGUACUGGCAGCAGCACAGAUCAGCACGGACCUUCCAGCGACAGGUCGUGCUUUGCAGCAUUUUUUGGUCAGUGCAAGAUGCCAGCGCCAGCACGAGAGCUUGAAGUGCUUUCAGUUACUUCUCCCGGUCCUGGAAACCAUCUUGACACAAAGGGAGGCUACCCAGCAACACAGUGUAAUGGCAAGACAAACGGGCAUGCCAGAGGGAAGCAACCAAAUGGCACAGCGCUGAAUGGACAUGUAGGCAAUGGCAGUGUUGUUUGCUUUAUGAAAUCUUCAGGCAUGCAGCAAAAGCAGAAGACCAGCAAUGACCCGGAGUCUCGGCUUCCGCUGCCUCGCAGCCAGCAUCGAUACAAUGCUCACGACUGCUCCGUACAAGAAGACGGGGGCGCGUGGGACCCAGAUGCCGUGCCGGCACCUACGCCGCUCCUUGCAGAUGACUCCGCCACAAGUGGAACGUGGAAAGCCACUGGCGACUUGACAACCACCGAGGACGGCAUGCCCGACGUGACAGCCGGCACAGCCGACGACCGGGGUGCCUCAUUGCAUCUCUUGCGCAGUGAACCUUCAGAACAGACAGCCUGUGUAAUAUUGCAUGGCUUGGAGGAGACCAAAAACCUUGUGGGACCUACCUAGUAGAACUUGUGGGGUACUACCUACAGGGGAAAACAAAAAACAAAAAGAGAUGUACAAAGCUCAGCGCCCCUGUGCAGGUUCCUUGCCGACAGUGUUGUGUGCGGGCCAUAUGUCUCUCGAAAAGUCACUGAAAUCGGAGUGAGCCAACAACUAUGGAAAAAAAAAAAAAUGAAAGAACAGCAGAUAGGCAUCAAAAUGACAUUGGAGCUUGUGUGUUUAAGAAGAAGCUCUGUGCCUUGUGAGUGUACAUUGUAAAAAAAACAUGUAAUCUUUUAUUUCCGUCACUUUUUCAAACAGCCUCGAUGUGUGGGCCCAUUGGCCAGCAGAUGCUAGUCAGGAGUGUAUGCCCAACUUGGCUGUUGUCCAAGAACCACAUGGCACAUGAUAGCACAACAUUGUGUGCAAGGAACCUUGGUCUGUAGCUAGGUCGUUGGCUUGACUUUCAUGAUGUCCAGUGACUGGCAAACACCCUUGCAGUGGCUUGAGUCAAAGCACCUUUGCUGUUUGACACAUCAUGGCAAGGCACUAUAGUAUUGCUCGUUACGAGCAUAUAUUACCGAUGGCAGUACAAAGGUGACCAAAAGGAGUAUUGGCAGUGAUGAUGCUGAUGGCAACUUAGUUAAACAUUUCUUGCUAUUGGCACGAGUAACUUAUUUGUCUGUUCUUAGUGAUGUCUAUACUUGUCCACAAGGUCACAAGGUAUAAUUGAAAACAAAAUUUAACCCAGCUUUCAGUUGCCUGCUUAUCCAUGCUAGAGCACAAAUGUUUUGAGUGAAGUGCUCUGUGGGGAAAAGGAACUGAAGCUUUUUGUUUGUGUGUUUCUUCCACUAUUUUGUAAAAAGAAAAAAAAUGUGUAUUUGUUAGAAGUUGUGAAAAGAAAUGCCUUAUAGCAUCUUCAUUGUCAACAGCUUACCUGGUCGCAGCUUGCCUGGUGACCGCAGUGGAAAUUCUGACUCGUUGACAAACUUGGAUAGCUUCCACGCCGCUGGUGGCAUGGUGAGAAGGAAGUCGCAGUAAAGCAGCAUUAUGUUCGAAACUGGGAGAAGUUGCACAGGGGGACACGGGGAAUCUCAUCUUUCGGUAUAUUCCGCGCUCAGGUUACUCAGUUCAGAAUCAUUACACACAUGCCCAGUGGGGGAAAAAAAAAAGAAAGAAAAGAAGAAAAAAAGCACCAGUGUCAACCAGAAAUAGGAAACAGUGCUAUGAGAAAGAAAACAGAAACCUCUGGACACACAAAGCAACAAAAGAAACGGGUAUUUUUUUGUUUACUGUUUCCAUUUUUUACACACAUAUAUAUUUAUACAAAGGCUUCAUGCCAUUUCCAGUGUGUCCUAAUGAAUGGCAGGCAGAACGCUGAUGGUGCUGUUUUCUUUCAGCUCUCUUGCUCUUCAUUGCUGAAUUGGCACUUUAGUGACAGGGGAGUUGGUUGAAAAAUAUUCUGCAGACAAAAGCGCGUCAUUGCCAAAUUCGUGCCUGACACAGAAACAUACGGGCUAACACCUCUCAGGGCACUAACACCACUUUCAUGUUUUGUAACGACACCAGCGGACUGCCCCUCCAGUCGUGCACCAUAAUACAUUGCAAGCAACAGUUGGGACUUCGUGUACAGUGCUAGGGCUGCUGUCUCCAUCGAUCACUUUUUGGCGGUGUACUUUCAUGUAACUUGUCACCUUGGUGUAGCAACAGGUACCUACCGGUGUUGGCUAAAAGCACUCCAAUGACACGGUGAAGAAAUAAUGCUUGAAGUGAACGUUAAUACCUUCUAAGUUGCUCUUGGUAACAUCUACUUCCAUGAAUAGAACCAGUUGACAUGCAAUCGAAGUGAUAGCUCUGAACCAGAAGCACCCAAAUUAGACCGUAUCGAUUCACCACUUUCAGUGGCACGUUCACUCUUCAAUGGCAUUUACUCGUACAUUGAUGUAACAUGUAGCGUGAUGUCAUGCUUGAGCGACAGGCAUCCUGUCAAUGCACUUAAGUGCCGUGCAUCUUGAGAAAAAAAGAAAAAACUAUUUUGUCACAUGCACUUCUGUUGGCUCAGCUGAUCAAGACCCAUGAAAAGUUAUCUCCGAAUGUGAUCGAUCGGUAGCACGGCCCCAGCUCAUGCAAGACUUGCACAGUUGCCAUUUUCCUUUCCCUUUUUUAGUUCAAUUCCUUAAGUUCUCACCCACGAUCUAUAGCUAGCUGCAUGCAAUUAGAUGCGAGGACAAGAAGCUCAGAAUCUCACUAGAGAGAUGGCUUUUUGAGCACAAGAAAAGCAAGCAUCUGCUUGUAGGCUUUCCUUCUUUUUUGUCCUGCUUUUUGCAAAGCAUUUAAGUCUUGAGAGAGAGAGAGAGAGAUCUGAGGGAAACGACACUCCUCUUGGCACACGCACAUUCACACAGACAACCCAAAGUGCAAAAAAAAUAUAUAUAUGUGUGCACACAUACAUAAAAGCACGUGUUCAGCGGUACAAAGAGCUGCCCCCCCUCUCUCACCUCUCCACCCCUCGCAAAGGGACUCGUACGAACGGAGUCCCUCCUAAGGUACAAAGUACUGCAUUGCCCCAGUACGCCAAAGACAUGGCUACCCGUCAUUUGCUACCCACAUCGCAGCCAACUGGCAGCCUGUGGUACUUCCUGUUUCGUUCCAUAACCGUAGCACGUUAUGUUCAAAAAGAAAGAUAGUAUAUAUUUCGCAUGGGCAUGUAUUUUGAAGAAAUUUUAAAUGUGAGGUCUCCUUAGGGCAUGCAGUGGGCCUUAGCAUUCACUGUGCACCACAGCUGCUCAGCUGUAGACGCUUUCAAAUUGCUGUGGCAGCACUCUAGAACGGGGUGCAAUUUUAAAGAAAAUCUUUACUUAGAGUGCUAAAACUACAGCAUACAUCAUAAAGCAGCACCAGGUAGAUGAGAUUAGUCUGGUGCCUUCCACAAUGUUUUAUCACCUGGGCUAUGAUUUAAGACUGAAAACAGAGUCAAUGUACAUUUGUAAAAGUCUGCAGAGCAGUUCAGAAAAUUGCAAGGUAAUACAGGCCAAGUGCUUCAAGACAGUUAGCUUUGCUGUUGAAUUUUACUCUUAUAAAGUUUGGGAAGAAAUCUUAACGAAUGUUUAAAAAGCACUUUGGAUUUUGAAAUAGAAAAGAGGAAAAUGCUCUAAUGAGGCUUCACUUUGUCACCAUAGAGGCAUACUUGUGUUCACAGCGACGAAAAGCUUUCAAUUCCUUUUUUUUUUUUUUUUUGCUUCAACACAUGUAAGUAAAACAGAGAAGAAAAAAAAAAAGGGGGUCAUAGGCAUGCAACGACAGUGUAUAUAAUUACAAUGUGUACCUUUUCACAAUGCUCAAGACAGCUCCCACCAUCAUGUCAUGCACGCCCGCAUCUCAUAUUCAUGGUAUCACUAGUAAGCCGCUGAUGUACAGUUGUCCUCGUCAUCACACAUGUAAGGUGCCAACUGCAUUGCUUCUCACAUAGCAAAAGAGACACGUACGUGUGUAAUCAUUUGAAAAGGUGAAAAAAAAAAUGUGUUCCCUUCCCCAUUCUUCAAAGGCGUGUUAGCCAGUGUUUCUGUGUGUUAACUGCUGCUUGCAGACAGUAAACAAUGACGGAGGUUUGGAAGAGCAAAAGAGAAAAGGAUCUGCUUAAAGGACCCCUCACCAGGCCGCAUACCAAAUUUUGAUUAUAUGUUAGAAGUUGAUACAUGCCCUCUUGGGAGCAUGCUACCAGCAAGAAUUUUUUUAAUUGGUUCAUUAAUAG
Molecule: messenger RNA, 7493 nt
Organism: Dermacentor andersoni
Lineage: Eukaryota; Metazoa; Arthropoda; Arachnida; Ixodida; Ixodidae
Product: protogenin-like
Biological process (GO): cell-cell adhesion
Molecular function (GO): protein binding
Source: RefSeq, a predicted model, not a curated record